Molecule: messenger RNA, 4966 nt
Organism: Anopheles nili
Lineage: Eukaryota; Metazoa; Arthropoda; Insecta; Diptera; Culicidae
Gene: Afti
Product: mucin-5AC
Exons: 4
Coding region: 1-4305 (1434 amino acids)
Biological process (GO): intracellular transport
Cellular component (GO): trans-Golgi network membrane; AP-1 adaptor complex
Molecular function (GO): clathrin binding
Source: RefSeq, a predicted model, not a curated record
AUGUCUAGUCAGAUUCCGCCACUGGUUUGUCAUACGCCUCCACCGAUAGAUUUUGACACGGUUGACGACGACGAUGAAUACGGAUCGGACAUACCGGAAGACGAUGGGAUUGCGAAUGAUGAUUGUAACGAGUCCACGUGUCCUGAUGAUGAUUUUGGGGAAUUCACUACAGUACUGCCCAGGGGCACGACCGUGGAACCCAAUACUACCGAAGCUGUGAUAGAUAAUGAAACGGAGAACCUCACCAGUAUUCCGGCUUCAGCAGAAACCAAAGGCGUAUUUCCCACAAGGCUAGGCUCAGAUAGCCCUCCGUCUUUAAUAUUACCACCAAAUGAGUACACCGAAGGCGAUGGUGACGAAACAGUCGCUGAGAGAGAAGAGGAUGAAGACGAGGACAUUGAUUAUCAACCGUUCGGUUGUCCAUCACAGCCACCCGAACCACCUCCGGAGGAUAGCAUCAGUUUGCCAUCGCUGCAUUUCGACGCAGACGUUUCAAAGUCAGAAGAGGAUGAUAAUGUACCUGUCCAGCCUAAUCCCGCAAGCUCAAUGUCCGGUUCCGGAGUCCCGGAAACGGAAGUCGAUCAUCUGGCAGCAGCAGCAGCCGAACGAACUACGCCUGUGAUACAAGAAGGUGGCAGAUUCGAUGAUAACACGGAGAAUGAUUUUACCGAUUUUACCACUGCGUCGAAUGAGCGUUCGUCGGUGGUUUUAGAAAUUCCAACGGCAAACGAUGUAUCCUUUGAGUUAGACGAUUUCGCUCAGCUUGAAUCGACUCCAUCGGCAGAUAGCAACUUUGUGUCGCAACAAAGCCGUACUGAUUUUGCCACCUUUGAUGCCGAUUUUAGUAAGUUUGAUUCUUUCCAAGCAUCAUUCCCUGUAGCGUUGGACGAAGCGGCCCAAGCUAAAACACCUAUUGAUGAAUCGAAAGCCCUAGCGCCCAUUGAGCAAACUCCUGUGAAGCAGCUAACCGAACCUCAGAUCCCGGCAGAUGAUUUUGACGAUUUCCAGGAAUUUGCAACCUUCUCAGAACAACCAACGGCAACUAUUUCGUCACAACCGUCCUUAUCCGCCAACAGGAUUGAUGUGGAACCGACACUUCAAGCAUCCACUAUAGCCAUGGAUGAUGGCAAAAAAUAUGUGCUAUCCUCUACGGAAACUGCUGAUGGGGAUAGUGAAGAUGACGAUUUUGGAGAAUUUAGUGACUUCAAGCAACCAGAAACGGUCAACAACACGUUCACACCGAUAUGUUCCUUUUCUAUGGAAAAUGUGCAAAAUCUUCUGGAGCUGAUGUUUCCUUAUAAUGCAUCCGAGCCAUUGGCUACCGAUACUGGUCAACGAACGGAUGGAGAUAACAUUCCUAGCAACACGCUGCAUUCCCAGUUGCAGGAUUUCGACAAUACCUGCGCACUGACCUAUCAAUAUAGCAAGUCCUCUAGCAGCAAAACGCUCGUAACUGCCCUUGGUAUUGAUUCGCGGAAUAUUAUGCAUGGGCCUAAAUGGAACAGCUCAAUGCCCAGAUUUGCGGCAAAUCUUAGUUUCGAUCCGCUUGAACCACUUAAACCGACUGUACCGACGUCCAAAGAAGCGAGCGCCAACGUCAAUGAAAAGAAUACGAAUUUUGCAACAAUCGGUAAACCUGCUACUUUAACGUCCUCUGGGCUUGAAGCUUUGCAGACGAGCGUUGUAGCAGGUUCGUCGGUCCCGGCGGCUCAGUUCGAUUGGAACAGUUCUGGGUUGGUGAAUCCUCUGGAAGCAUCACAUGCACACACAUUAUUAUUGGACCUAGAACAGCUAGAGGUGAUGGCAAGUCUGAAAGAUAAAAUAAAUGUUGAUUCCUCCUCCUACUCCCCUGCACUCCGGUCCACGCGUAAUGUUGCUAAUACCGUGCAACUGCAUUCGCCCACAACAACGGCAACAACUGUAAUAACAUCAACAACACCUUUACUGCUACCUUCACCACCUUCACCAACUUUACCACAAUUACCACGACCACCACCAUCACCACCACUACCAACAACAACAACAACUACAAAACUAUUGAGUUCGUCAUCUCUGUUAUCAACAACAAUGAAUACGCAAACUUGCAUCCGGUUGCACAACGCAAAUGCAAUGCAUCCUCCGCAAACGCAACCUGAUUGUCUCAAACCGACGGGCUCGGCGGAUAAUACGGCCGACGGUACACUUACGGCACGGUCCAUGGAUUGUUCCACCGCGUUGUUGGUCUUCUCCGACGAAAAUGACGACGAUCGUAAUCUCUUAAUAUCCACCACCACAAUAUUGCCAUCGGCAUUGGUUAAAACGGCUGCUAACUCUGCAACAACACCACCGCUAAUCGAUUCACCAUUGGAUGAAUUCUUUCCCUUGGAUGCUUCGUGCCCUUACGGGAUCGGUAUGCAACUGAUUGGCUUUAAUGCCGAUAACGCUGUGCAAUCGAUCACGAAACCGAUCCCUUCCGAUCGUCUACAAUCAUUUGAUGAUUAUUUGGAUAUUAGUGUCCAGGAAAUGCUCCAAAAAGCCACUGUUGGUCAGCCCGAGGAUGGGCCAAAGGGCGAAGUUUUGGAUUCGCAAAUCUCAGAAAACCCAAGCCCGAUUGCUGCAGAUGACAUAGCAGUAGUAAGAUCGUCCAUUGUAACACCCUCUGCAGUGCCCUCACGCGUGCUGGAAGAUGAAGACGUCGGUUCCUUAGAUUUCGCCUCCGGUAACAGUAGUAUUAUUCCGGAUGCUGCCGUUCUCCCAUCUACGAUUCCAGAGCAUCAACAGCAGCAAGUAGGACCGACACAGUCACAUCCUUACGCUUCACACCAGCAGACGCAACACCCGCAGCAGCAACAGCAGCAGCUAUCUAUGUCAAUUUCCUCCUCCCCCAACAGUGUACCGGUGGUGCGGACGAUAAAACUUCCGGAGACUCAUAUCUUUACCCCUAGUAGGGGUGUGACUCCGGUCUCGCGUGACAUUACUGAUCGUGAUAUUGUUGUGCGGGAAUAUCACGACGUCGAGUAUAGCUUGGAAAAAUCGAGAGGUGCGGCCGCAAGUAAAUCAGACCCGGAUCUAGAAGAAUUUAACGAUUUUCAGUCAGUGUUCGAUCAUCCUUCGGUUGCUCCUGCGUCGUCGGUUGCCAUAGAUUCCCACAGUUCGAUUAGGCCUGUGAUCGGUCGUUCGCCAACGGAGGAGCUUGAGCAACGCAUGCAAGAUGGUCUCGGACACGCAAGCAACGGAAGAACCGUCGAGUGCGUAGACACGAAUGAGGAUGAUGACUUUUCGGAUUUUCAAGCAGCGAUUCCUUCGGCAACGGUGGUCCAACCGGUGAAUAAGCCUGUUUCGAAUGUUCAAAAUAACCGAUCGAACACCAACUCACCGGUGAUGUUACUCAGCCCGGCAAUAUUGCUGCCACAACAAGCCAACGCUCCGAUGGAAAAAGAUUCGCCGACAAGCUGUAAAAACGCUCCGGCUGCACUAAUCAACUGGCCCGAGCCAGGAAUUGAUCCCGAUGAGAUGGCUCGGUUUGAGGCGGCAUUUGCAAAACCUGCCGCUCAGAGUUCGUCGCCUGCAACAACGAUUGCAGCUAGCAACCAAAGCGUACAGGUCGUCUCGAAGGCUCCCGCCGUCGAAGAAGAUGAAUGGACGGAUUUCAUAUCUUCCAAACCUGUGGCGGUAAAUGAAGCUAGCAUUCCACCGGCAGGAUCGACGCAAGCAGCACCAGAAUCGGUCUCGGGAACGCAGGAAGAGUGGACAGAUUUCAUUUCCAGCAGCUCCACGUCGGGUGCAUCUGGUGGCUUUACAUCACAUCACAAUCGCCUCUCGUCUAGUCAGAACAAUUUCAACUUUCCAGGGGCACCUUCUGCGGGAAGAGGAUACAGCAGUAGCGGAACAAAGGCCCCAUCCACGUGGUCCAAUCAACCCCAGAUGCCACCGCCGCAGUUCAACUCGUGGAACAGCAACAGCCUUUACUAUAAUCCGAUGGCCGCGCUGCCAUUGACGGCCCAACGGCCCUCGGCACAAUACGUGCCGCCUCGCCAGCAGCAUUUCUACAACCGCUCGGAAAUCCCCGUCACGGCCUUCGCCAGUGGUGCAGGCUUCAGCGGAGUGCCCAAAGUGCCAACUAAUCCUCAACAUCACCACGCAUCGGCAGGUCCUGGGGGUGGUCCGAUGAUGAUGGGACAGCAGCCGGCGAUGCAGCUACUACCGGAGCUGUCCUUCAUCACACCGAACGUAGCCGGGCACGGUGGUGGUACGCCCGGUGCCAAACCAGCGACACAUUCCUUUCUCAGCAACGUGAUAUCGAGCAACACUUUUACAAAGAAAUGAUUGUUACUGAACCACGGUUACGAUGGAAGCCGUGCCGGAGGUGACAGAGGCGGAAGUGGUUUGGGAGCGCUUAAGGAUCGCCAGGAACGGACCACAAAUCCCCUGCGUCGCUUUCGCCUGCAUCCUAACGGCGACAAUGGGGUCGACUCGACCGGUACAACCGUAACUGUGGGGGAUAUAAUAAUGUAAAUAGAGUGCAGCAUCCACUAUGGCCACUGCGUCCGUCAUCUAGACACCCUACUGCUGCUGGAUCGUUCUUCGUUUUUAGCUAGUGAGAAUAUUUAUUGGAUACUCCUGCGAAAUACCGCAGGUGGUAAGGUGGUAGAGAAUCGAGAAUCACGCAGCGUGCGUACCAUUUGCUGUCGUAUUAGCCAAAAAACAAACAAACAAACAAUCCCUUAUUCUCUCCCCCCAUCGUUCCACGUGUUGAGCUUAUGAUGUGAUCUUUCUUGGAAACCGAACGCGAACACGAUAACUGUUCUUGUUCUUCGUUUGCUUCCGUGGAAUCGAAACCCGCAGCAAAAUGACAUGAACUUACCGUUACAGAACACUUAACCGCCGGCAUGGUACUUAAUAGCAAUUCACAGCAGAUAUGUUCAACUUUUAGGACCAGACUUUAGCUUGUAUGUUUUAUUUAUCUUCUACAAUUUUAGAUGUUAAA